AUGUGCUGGAUCCAGUCUCUAAUUGACAUUUUGAAAUUGGCGACCGUCGCCGUGGCUGCUUCGCCCCAAUCCGCCGAUCCCAUCGUGACUCGUGAGACUUCAUCUUCUUCGUACCUCCUCGACGACAUCCGAUGCGAUUCUGGAGCCAAAGACGGCGCUGGUCUCCCACCGUACUCCUCUUGUCCAAACUCUGAGAUCAAAUCGAUUUUUAUCGAUUAUCGUGUCGAGAAUGAGUCCGCCGGCAACUGGGGACGAACUCAUAUUCCGGAGCCGAAGAAGAAAGUGGAAUUGACGGAAGAACAGGAGAAAGAGCAGGCGGAGAGGAAGAAGGAGAAGAAAAUGAGACAGAAGGAAAAAGAGAAAACGAAAAAGGAAGAGGCCCGAAAAGAGGCAGAAGAAGCGGCGGAACGAGAGAAAUAUGUGAAAAUAAGUGAAAGAGAGAAACGGGCGAUGGCAGUCGACAGACGGCUUGCUGGACUUCCGCCAGUCAUGAGGUGUCAUCAGUGCGGAACGCUCCUCCCACCCACUCCAUUCCAAUACUCCCAUUUCAACUUCUGUACGACUUCGUGUGUCGCUGAACAUCGAAAAGCCAAUCCAUAA
This is a messenger RNA of Caenorhabditis remanei, 600 nucleotides long. RefSeq lists its product as uncharacterized. Bases 1 to 600 code for a protein of 199 amino acids. The transcript has 4 exons. Lineage: Eukaryota; Metazoa; Nematoda; Chromadorea; Rhabditida; Rhabditidae. The record is from RefSeq and is a predicted model, not a curated record.